Molecule: messenger RNA, 1203 nt
Organism: Phytophthora nicotianae INRA-310
Lineage: Eukaryota; Oomycota; Peronosporomycetes; Peronosporales; Peronosporaceae
Exons: 1
Coding region: 1-1203 (400 amino acids)
Molecular function (GO): protein binding
Source: RefSeq, a predicted model, not a curated record
AUGCCUUCGGGUCAACCAGAGAGUCCAGAUGAACCAAGUGAUGAAGAAGAAUCUCUAGAAGAUGUUGAAGACGAUAACGAGGAAGGUGAAGAGGAAGAAGAAGAGAGUGAAGAUAAUUCCGAUGGCGAUGAUAAUGAAUCAAACCAAACAGAUUCCAAGAAGAAAAUGUCAAAAACUCCAAGUAGUUCGGUGAAAGUGUUGGCUGGUGGAGCAGCGUCUUACGUGAUCCCUCCAGUCCGAUCAAAGCCUCAACGACCAGUAGAUAGCGAUAGCGGAGUGCGAAUCACGCAGCAGAAACAGAUUGGUCGUGCUUGGGCUGAUGGUCCUCGUAUCGAUCUCGUACAUUUAGAUUACGUUCAGGAAGAUUUCGAGCGGCGACAAGAAGCAGUAGCGAAUAUCCGAGAGCGCAUGACGUUAAAGUCUCGACCUGGUUACCAGCUCCGUGUUCGUAUGCGAUGGAAUUGUCAGUCACUGUCCCGACUAAUUCUCCGUCGACAUUUCCUGUGGCUUCCCUGUGUAGUGAGCUCUCUACCUGAAGCUGUAUGGGAUGGCGAUAUCCUCCAGGUUCAUACGCACUUACUACAACGAGCCGAUGUCAACAUGCGCGACCUCGUGACCGGUCAAUUGACACUCAAUAUUGCCAUCCAGCAGCAACACGAACCGAUCGCUCGACUCUUGAUCGAUCGUGGAGCGGAUGUGAACCAGCAAGAUGAUAUCUCUCUGCUAGCACCAAUCCACAACUCCAUCAUCAUGGGCAAUAAGGCUUUAUUCCGACGUCUUCUCAAAGCCGGAGCCGAUACUGAGCUUGCAGAUCGUGAAGGGUUUACACCUCUGCAUUGGGCGUCCGUACGUGGAUAUCUGGAGAUCGUCGCACAACUUGUCGAAGUUUCUCGUGCCGAUGUUAAUCGCCAAGAUGCAAUGGGCUGGUCUCCACUCCACAUCGCGUGUUUUAAGGGAUACCCAGACCUUGUCGAGUAUCUAUUGACACGUCACGCUCGUAUUGAUGUGGAGGACUGCUAUGGGUUCACACCGAUGCUGUUCGCUCGUAUCGCUGAAAAUAUAGACGUCGUCAAGAGCUUGGACGAGUUUGUUGCGCAACAAGAGGCCAAGAGGCUACGAAAGCUCACACCUAAUAAGCCGAAGACGAAGAAAAAACGAAGAUUAUACUCCCCCAAACGAUUGUUCUUAUCGGAAGAGAACUGA